CUCUGUGGUUGCACUGCUGUUGCCGUUUCGGCCGUUUCUGUAGUUUCGAUGGUGGUGUAGCGCAGCUGUGUGGUGGCGUGAGGAGGGCCAGACGAACCGAUCGCUGUUCACUUUUCCUUAUCGGGUCGGCGGGUGCUGGCCGUUUCGGUAGUGCCUUGUCGCCGGGAAUGUCGAAUGGACGCUGCCCUGGCAUGGCAGCAACGCCGACAAGCCAACCCGUAUCCAGAGGCCGCGGUCGUGGCAGGGGCAGAGCCAGGCUUGGCAUUCAGGUAGCUCAUACUUCCAGCAACAACACGGCUGCAAACACCGGAAAGCCGAAUGUGGCUUGUGCAGUCGAUAGCACAUUAUGCACAGCAGCACCUUCAGUUCCUGUUCGUGAUUUUGCUGCUGACCAGUUGGAGUACAAGCGCUUGGACCCCAUUAGUGCGAGAGCUGGUGGUGAUGCCUCUGCACCCGCUGCAGUCAACAGGAUGCGUGCAAACAAAGCCACCAAAUUGCCUAGAAAUGUGCAGCAGCAUAAUUGGCACGGUCACCCAAGUGGUGUCCAGGAUUCCAUGGAAAGUAAUCGGAAGUCCCACCCUACACUAAGUACAAACGAUUCGAGCAACUCGCCUAUGAGCCAUAGGCCCAGCUUGCCCAGACGUUGCCGAGUUGAACGUGGGUGUACUUUUCGGUCAGAACGCAGCGGACAACAGCACAGGCCGGUCACAGGAAAAGUUCUGCAUGACCGUUCCAACAGCAAGACUGAUGCCAAGACCUGCGGGCCCUCCUCUGACUGCCCUGCAGGUACCAAACCAUUUGCACCAUCGUCAAAGAGUAGGAAAAGUCUGGCUAGUAGCAAUGAGGCUCAGCAUGGGCGAGCUGUUACCACUGGCACAGGUCAUCUGUAUGCGCUGCAUUUGCACAACAAUUGUCCCGAGUUGCCACCUGUAGAGGACAUCGUGAAGCGUCUACAAGAAAUACAAAUGGAAUUUCAAAGGGACGGCCUCAGUAUGGAACUGCCAUGCUCGAUGACGGACACGAAGCCCUGCUGGAUCUUGAACAACUUGAGGACGUUCAACCGCAUCCUGAUGAGAGUCGACAUUGAACUGAAAGAAGAAGAGCCGCGCAAGCUCUGUGUUUGUUCUCUCGACGAAGCGGUGAUGAUGCACUCAAACGACAACUGGGUCUUUGACGCCUGCAUCCUGUUCCACUUGCUCCUCAAAAGGCACAAGUGCAUACAAACUUUGCACCUUGACAAGACAACUGUGGCAUCCGGUUACCCACAGAUACUCUGCGAUGCAUUGGCCUGCAACAGGGGCCUCAGGCGCUUGGCCAUCGCCUGUUGGGAUUUCUUACCUGCCACAGAGCGCACACUCGUCUACUCAUUGUGCAAGAUGCCUGCACUUGAAUAUAUUUGCAUUUCGAAACUGUCUGUGACGCCAAGCGCAGCUGCACGUAUCGGUGACAUGAUAGCGAGGGCGAAGUGCAUACGCAAGGUUAAGUUCCUGGAAAAUGACAUGUCGCCCGAGGCUGGUACAGAGCUCAUGAAGGGACUGUGUCGCAACAGCGGCCUUGAGCUGAUUUGGCUUGAUGAUAAUGCCCUCGGAACCGGCGGAGCACGUUUUCUCGGUGAAUUCCUUGCCACAUCUACCACGUUGCGAGAGCUGUCGCUGAGUGAUGUGCCAUGCUUCGAUGAACAACAACUGGUGUUCAUUGCAGAGGGGCUGAAGACAAAUCGUAGCCUUGAGAAACUGGAGAUUCAUGGGUGUCGCGUUGCUGCGGGUGGCAUCGACAGGCUUGCUGAAGUUCUAAAGAACAACAGCACUCUGAAGUACUUGGAAGUGUCCGCAUGCAACCUUGCGCAAGCGGAAACCAGGUCUUUCGCAAUCCUUUUAGAGUUUAACACUGGUCUCCUUGAAGUAAACAUCAGGGACAACCUUAUCGAUGACAUUGGAGCGAUCCGGCUGGCACAGGCAUUGAAGUUCAAUAUGCACCUGGAGAAGCUGAACCUUGAGGCUAACAACAUCAACUCACCGGGAGUGGUUUCGCUUGUCGAAGCACUUGCGAGCAACAGUGUGUUGAAGGAGCUAACGCUGGGCUGCGUUGAAGCGGAGGAUGAAGAGGAUGAACGGGCAGUCACUGCUGCUUUAAAUCGCACAGCUGCCUAUGACCGUGUGCGACUGAGCUGCUAUGACAUUCGGGGUGUUUUUCAGCUCUCAGCGAGCCUCCGCAUGCAUGCUGACCGUAUCACAUCAGUGCACUUAGAUGCAAGUGUCGACGUCGAUGCCGAUUGCCUCAAGGACCUGUUUGUUGCACUGGCUACUGUUUCAUGCCUAAAAUGUCUCUGCAUAGAUUCCCAAGCCACUAUGGAUGGUUCCGCUGCCAGGAGGUUUGCCAAGCUACUGUGUACGACGAAAACGUUGAAGCAUAUUCAGAUAAACUCCUGCAGCGCUGACAGCGUGGCGCUGGAAACAGUCAUGAGGGGCUUGAGGAAGAACCAGUCUGUGUUGUUCAUGGAGAUAGAGUUUGCAGCCUGCAACAGUGCUUGCACUGACGCAUUUGUGGACAUGUUGAAGGGCAACACAACGCUCACCCAUUUUGGCUACAUUACCACCAAGCUUUCUGAGCUGCAAGUGAUUGCUCGCGAGCUGCCAGCAAAUCACGUCCUGACCUCCCUCAAGAUUUGGGAGAAGCCGAGCUUCAGGGAGACCAUCUUCGAGAUUCACGAAAUCCUUCGGCGUAAUGUCUCGUACCUCAACCGAGCUGUUGAGUUUGCCAUGGAGCCGGAGAGGUUUGGUACCCAGCGGUAUCCAGCUGUGGCUUUCGAGGAGCUUUGCCUGACGGACUCUUUCCAGAACCAUCUUGCCAGCAUUGUCGGACCACACCGUGCGCCCAAGGCGAUGCGCAAUGCCCGUCGACACAUCACGACAAACCUGUUUGCUAUCACAGGUGUGUGCCAAGUGCCAGUCACUUGCUGGCCGCACCCAGAAGGUGGACGGCAAAUAGACUGUCUGAACAUUUUUUGUUGGCUCAACAUCUUUUCCCAUCUGAAGGUAACAGACAUUGUAGUCUGACGGACUGUUAACAUGUCACCAUAAGGUACUGCACUGUUAUCAUCUAGGUGAAAAACAUAUUACUGUCUUAUUCGUUUUUACUAUCUUAUAUUAUGUUCAUAAUUGCACUUUACUAAUGUAAAGCCUUGUUUUCAAUUGGGCCAAUGUAUGAGAAGAAAUGUGAAAUAGCAUUAUGUACUAUUAAGUUUUGUGAGGUAUAAGAUGACUUCAAGGGUAUAUCUGUGUAAGAUAAGUACAAGUUGCAUAUUUACCCUUGAUGGGCAUUUUAUAACCUAUGCACUAUUUGUGCUUUCAUUUAUGUCUUCAUAAUUGAUGAUGGCUAUCUUUUAAAUCUAUCUUUGUUUAGUGUGUGCUAGAAGUGUCUGCAUAGCUAAAUCAAAAUGUGUAUAUAUGGAAAGCAGCAGGCCUUGCUUUUUUGUUUUUAUUAAUAUAUAUAUUAACUCUUUCGUUACCGCAAGAAAUGUGUUCAUUUUUAGUGCUUUUGCAUUUUAAUGUGAUGACAACCAUAAGUACUGCAGUACAUAAAUUUAUAGCCUGUUCGCUGGUGCUUUGAAUGGACAUGUAGCAGUAAUAAUUGCUCAGGCAUCUUUUGAGAAUUACAGUAACAGCUUGUUAAUUCGAACCGCAAGGGGAAGUCGCUUCAGUUCGAAUUAACGAAAGUUCGAACUAACGAAAGUGAAGGAGAGCAACAGUACACUGCGAUUUGGAAGCAGUAGGGCAUGUCAGAAAUUUGGCGAGUCAGAAAGUGAUGGCGUGUGCCGCGGGCACACGCCAUCUUCAAGUCGAAGCUCUGGGUCCGACUGUGCCACACCACCGAUGUCCACCGAAACGAACGUUAGCCGAGGCUUAACACCAUCACAAUGAAUCGCGACGGCCGAUACCUCCUAAGCUGAAAACAGAGGUGCACAACCGAUGAAGACUGCUGAGACAAACACGCUGAAUAUGUGAAGGAGGCGAAGGUCCGGAUUCGUUGGUUCUUGAUUGCAAGCGCAGCUGCGACGUACUUGAUUCGCUGUGUUUUGGCGCUUGCCGUGCCAUCUCCGCACGACAUUAGCAGCUGUAAAAGAUUUGCAAAGCCUCCGAGAUUCGCAAUGGGCAAGAAGUCUCGGAGGUUACGUAGAACGGAGAGGCGGCAGCCGCCGCUGCCUUCUGGCUGACCCCGCAUCGGUUAGAUUUUUUCUGAUUUUGCCUUCUCUUGCCAUUCUCUCCGUUUCGGAGGCAAUACAGCCUUGUGUGUAGGCAGUAGGCGCGCUUCUCUGGCCGUGUGUCAGGCGAGCGUAGUUCGAAUUAUCCGUGAAGGAACCUUCUCGCGUUCGAAUUAAUGGACUUUUUUAUACAUAGACUACUGUGGAGCUUGGCAGGACCAAAUCGUACAGUUCGAAUUAUCCAUAAGUUCGAAUUAUUGAAGUUCGAAUUAACGAGCUUUCACUGUAUAUGAAACUUCAAACUUCAACUUCCCCUCAAGAAACACGAAUGAAACUAAUAAUUUGCCCUUUUUAAUAUAACUACCCAGAGAAAAAUAUAUCUGAAAUAUACUGAAGAUGCACUUGGUUCCUAGUUCCCAUCUUUUGUAUGUCAGGUCAUGCAAGCAAAUUAUUCAUAAGAUUUGUUGGCAUCAGUACCAGCCAUAGAUAUGGCCAUGCUAUGUGGAAAAGUAGUAGCUUUGCAUGAAAACAGGCAAGUUCCCAUGGAGCACUUGUUUUUACUCAUUGCAGCAGGCACCUGGAUUGUUAUUACCACAUUUUUUAGGCUCACGAAGCAAUGGUUGUCAGGGUCAGGGAUCAGGGUCAGGUUGUCAGGGUCAGGGCAGAAGCUUCCUCAUGCUUGAUUAUUGUGUUCGAUCAGCUUUUCUGAGCAAACAGUGUGGCCUGCUGCACGUUCAACUGUUGCUGGAGCCUCCACAUGCCUUGUUUAGUUGUUCAGUGUUGUACCGUAAUGUGGAGAGUUUGCAAAAUAUUGUGCUCUAAGAGAGCACUUGGUUGAAGGUCGGUCUGGAAUCAACUGUUUGCUUUUACGUGAGUGAAAACCCCGCACUACAGGAAGGAUUGCUUGUAGUAAUUUGUACACGCGCUGUCAAAUUGCUUAUUGAUAAAAGCAACUCACAGUGGGGAAAAUAAAGUUGCAUUUGAUAUUAGUCGGACACAAUUAUCAAAAUGUGCACUCGUGAGCAUACGUACGUCGUUUGAGACUGUUAAAAGUGCCUGUAUGUGGGAUCAGAAAAUUGAAAAUACGGGAGAACCGUCUGUGUCUUCGUUGCUACUGUAAUUUAAAAAUUGUGUCGCCGAGUCGACCAAAGCACAAAUGUUACGUCUUAUUAUUGAGGAAGUGCAAAAAGCACUGAAGGCUAGUUUCAACUAUACAGCCAGUUGAAGGUUUAUUUUUACAAACUUGCCAACCUGCCAAGCAUGAUGAAAUCUGACAAUAGUUGGAAGUUCAAUUGUGAUUUCAGAAGGUGCAUGAUGUUGCUAGUAGGAUAAUUGAUAGACUUCUGUAGUUGCGGUAACGAAAGAGUUGGCACACCAGUGGUACAUAUUUUACAACUGUGGUCGUUGGUGUGUCGAGUUUUUAUAAUCAUUCAUGCUGAAAUUGCUGCACGGUAGACCUGCUGCGUAGAUUUCGUGAAUGUUUUUGAAAGAAGGUGUUAUUUUGUACUCGUAAUAGAAAAUAGCCGGGUCUAUGGAAUUGGUGGACUCCUUCUGUUCAGUUUGCGUUGCCUCUGCAGCUGCUCACGCAUUCACUGAAUGGGUUCGUUAAUCAAAAUGAUGUUCCUAUUAUUGUCCUUGAUGUCCUUAUUGUCCUUGUCCUUGUUAUUGAUGUGUGUGUAUCCUAGUCUUCCGUGCAGCUUCUUUUAAGUGGUUGAUAUUUUAGCUGCGAUAGUCCCUUACACCAGGUAGCUAGAGCUCGUCGAUUAGGUUUUGGGUGUGCAGCUUGGCAGUUCUGAGUGGCCUGACCUAGCUUGUGGUUUCCUAUGGUUUGUGAAUGUGUUAGGAUUGAGUGAGUAUUGUGUUAGUGCACAUUUUAAGAUAUGUGGAAGCUAGGUAGAAACAGCUCUUGUAGUUUAAAGAACUGGCAAAUCAGCGCUCACAUUUUAUACAGUUGUGGCAUUUUGUGGUGCAUUGCAUUUAAUACCUUGUCUUGGUGCACUGUUUGAAUUGCUGCGCUCGCUGUUUAACAGCCCAAGGAAGCUUUCUGCGCAAAAUUUUUGGGUAGUUAAAAGGACUCCUGUAAUACGAGAAUGAAAUGUUGAGUGCCUUUGCUUGCUCUCUUUCUUUUUUUUUUGAGCAUGUGAGCAGUGUGAUGUACAGAAUGGUCGCUGACUGUGCUGAUACCAAAAAUUUGUAUGUUACACCUGA
This is a messenger RNA of Dermacentor albipictus, 6409 nucleotides long. RefSeq lists its product as uncharacterized. Lineage: Eukaryota; Metazoa; Arthropoda; Arachnida; Ixodida; Ixodidae. The record is from RefSeq and is a predicted model, not a curated record.